UACGCGCACCUCACAACUCGCACAGUGCAGUACCACCACCAUAGCCCAGCGACGACUUGGGGUUCGAGUCCACGCCCAUCGGUCCUCACCGCCGGCCGACAACACCCACAAAUCCGAGAUCCAGAAAGCGGCUGUACUCGGCGGCGAGAUGGAGAUCGCGGUGGGCGCACUGUCGGGCAUGGUGGACGCGCUGCCGGGCAAGCUCGGCGAGCUGCUGCAGCAGGAGUUCGAGCUGCUCUCCGGCGUCCGCGGGGACGUCGCCUUCUUCCAGGCGGAGCUCGGCGCCAUGCACGCCGCGGUCGUCCGGUGCGAGGCCCUCGACGAGCCCGACCCCCAGACCACCACCUGGAUCGGGCAGGUCCGCGAGCUCGCCUACGACAUCGAGGACUGGGUCGACCUCUUCGCCCACCGCGUCGACGCCGGCAGGAGUACCCACGACGCAGAUGCUGCUGGCGCCAUCUCCACACGGGAGAGGUUCUCCAGGUGGAUCCGCCGGGGAAUCGACAGGUUCACCACCAUCCCCGACCGCCACAUCAUUGCCACGGAGCUGCAGGACCUCCGGCGGCGCGUCGUCGAGGUCAGCGACCAGCGGAAGCGCUACAGCUUUGGCCCGCAGACCGUCGCGGCAGGGUCCCGGUACGCGUCCGCCUUCGACCACCGGCUCGUCGCGCUCUACGCCGACAGCGCCAGCCUCGUCGGCCUGGAGGGGCCGCGGGACGAGGUGGCGGAGAUGGUGGCCAGAGCGGGCUCCGAAGGGCUCAAGGUGGUGUCCGUUGUUGGGAUUGCUGGCUCCGGGAAGACGACGCUUGCCAGAGAGGUUUACAGGCUCAUCGGUGCGGGCUUCAAGUGUCGUGCUUCGGUGUCGGUGGGCCGGAACCCAGACAUCGCCAAGGUGCUCGGCGAUAUGCUAUCCCAAGUGGACAACGAGUACAGAGGACGAGGUGAUUCUGGUGAUCCGGCUCAAUUGAUUGGGACGUUGAGGUUGCAUUUGCAAGAUAAGAGGUAUCUUGUUAUGAUUGAUGAUUUAUGGAGUACUCAAACUUGGGGAACAAUCAAAUACUGUUUUCCAGACAACAAUCUUGGUAGUCGGAUAAUCAUUACGACAAGAAUUGAGACAGUUGGAAAGGUCGGUAACCAUGUUUACAAGACUCGUCUUCUUGAUGAAGCCGAUGCAGAAACUUUGUUUUUCCGAAGAACUUUUGGAAGUGAGGGUGUCUGCCCUCACCAUUUGAUAGAUGUUUCAACUCAGAUCAUGAGAAAGUGUGGUGGUUUGCCACUCGCUAUAGUGAGUGUUGGUAGCAUGUUAGCCAGCAAGCAACUCACUAGAGAUGAAUUUGAGCGUUCAGGACUCCAUUGGCAGGAAAAUUCGCAGCUGCAAGGGAUGAAACAAAGCAUCAAGCUCAGCUACAGCGAUCUUCCUGCUAAUCUCAAGACAUGUCUAUUGUACCUCAGCAUAUUUCCAGAGAACUAUGUGAUUGAAAUACAGCGCCUUGUGAGGCGAUGGAUUGCAGAAGGGUUAAUCAGUGAACAGCGUGGUCCAAGCAGAGAGGAAAUAGCGAGAAACUACAUCAAUGAGCUCAUUGGCAGAAACUUAGUCCAGCGAUCACAGCUGAAUCAUGAUGGCACCCACAGGAGCUGUGUCGUUCAUCCAGUAAUACAUGAUUUCAUAAUUUGCAAGUCCAUGGAAGAUAACUUUGUUGCGUUGGUACAUGCUCAGCAGCAAGAUGUCUCUCCUGGCAACGGCACUAUACGACGGCUAUCCUUGCUGAAUAGCACUAAGCUUGAUCAGGCUAAAGCACAAAUUGAUGGGGGAAAAGUGUCCCGUGCUCGCUCGAUCACCGCAAUUUCUCACACCAGUGGCACACCUCGUCUGAAUGAACUCAGUGUACUGCGGGUUCUGGACCUCGAAGGCUGUGAAGGUCCACUAUGCCUUGAUGGCCUCUGCAAAUUGCUGCUUCUAAGGUAUUUGAACCUCACAGGAACGGAUAUCAGUGAGCUUCCGGCACAGAUUGGAGAGCUAAGAUGCCUGGAGACACUGGAUGUGAGAUUCACAAAGGUGAAAGAGCUACCUCCCAGCAUUCUCAGGCUGGAAAAGCUAAUGCAUUUGCUUGCCGGGAAUGCCAAGUUGCCCAGUGGGAUAAGCAAGAUGAAGUCACUGCUAACACUGUCGUGCAACAAUGUAGGGGAGAACCCUGUGAGUGUCAUGCACGAGUUCGGUAAAAUUUCCAGUUUGAGGGAGCUUGAGUUAUUUUGUGAUGUUACUGGAACAUCUGGGGGUAAGAAACAAGUCGAAUUUCCGGGUGAUGGAUUUCGGAGUCUUGAGAAGCUUCGCAUUCGGUGCAGCUUGCCAUCAGUGACAUUCAUGAAUGGCGCUUUGCCAAAGCUUGCCAUGCUUGAGCUAAAGUUUGAAAAAGGCCUUUCAGUGGAGUCAAGUGGUGUGUCUGGCAUAGAGCUUCUGACAAGCCUGAAGCAUUUGCUUAUUGAUUCACAGCAUGAUACAGGAGCUGCAGAUGCAAUGGCUGAAGUGAGAAAGGUGGUCCACCCUAAUUGUCAAGUGAUAACCACAUGAGCGCUGAUGGGAAGAGUGGUUAAUAUAUAUUAGUAGGGUUCUGGAGCAUUGUGCACAUUUGUUUGUGUUCGAAGACCUCUGCUUCGGGGGUAUAAUUUGAAAUACGCUGGUUAGUAACAGUUUGUGUUUUUUUGUAUGCACGUUUCCUUUGCAGAGCAGCUUGUACUUUUUUGCGGGUAUUGCAGAGCAGCUCGUUAGCUGUUCAGGAUUCAAGUGCAACUGAUGUCAAAGGAAACGGAGUGUGUUCUCUGUUUUCAUCUGUUCAAGCUUCAGGGUUCUGUUACAAAAUCAAUGUUCCUUCAAUACUAAUAAUGCUAUGAAAGUGUAUUGGUAUGUUCUUGACUAU
This is a messenger RNA of Brachypodium distachyon (stiff brome), 2915 nucleotides long. Its product is annotated as disease resistance protein RPM1. Bases 149 to 2569 code for a protein of 806 amino acids. The record is from RefSeq and is a predicted model, not a curated record. Lineage: Eukaryota; Viridiplantae; Streptophyta; Magnoliopsida; Poales; Poaceae. The transcript has 2 exons. Gene Ontology annotation, molecular function: ADP binding. Gene Ontology annotation, biological process: defense response to other organism.